Molecule: messenger RNA, 4024 nt
Organism: Lutra lutra (Eurasian river otter)
Lineage: Eukaryota; Metazoa; Chordata; Mammalia; Carnivora; Mustelidae
Gene: TRIM7
Product: tripartite motif containing 7
Exons: 8
Coding region: 1161-2681 (506 amino acids)
Molecular function (GO): protein binding; zinc ion binding
Source: RefSeq, a predicted model, not a curated record
GAUGUGAGAGCCCGGAAUAGCAGGGGAUGCUGGGUGGGGAUGUGUACUGUGGCAUCCGCAAGAAGAGGGUCUUUCAAGCCAAGGAAGUGGAAGAGAUCAGGAGUGAGUAUAGACAGAAGUCCAAGAACUGAGCAAGUGCAGGAAGAGGAGGAGGAACCCACGAGGGAGGCCAAGAAAAAAGUAGGAGAGCCAGGGACUACAGCAUCCACAAAGAUGCCUGGAAAGAGUGUCAGCAAGGAGGAAGCAUCCGAGGAAAGGGCAGGUGAGGUAGGCCCGAGGAGGAGCCUUUGCCUUUAGGUUACUGAGGUCACUGGUGACUUUGACAUGAGUGGUUUCUGAGGAGGGUGGUGUCUAAAGCCCGCCCCAAGUUCCCUUUGGGAAUGAGGAAUGGUGGUGGAACCACAUAUUCCUGGCAGUUCUGGAGGGAUAGUAGAGGACUGGGUUCGUUUGGUGGGGAUUAAAGUGGGAAAAUGUAUUGUAAAUGUAUUAUUUGUUCAAAGCCAAGAAUUAAAGAAAGAAUAAACAAGAGGGAGAACAACGGUGGGAGAAGAAGCCACAGAAGUGGAUACAAGCCACGCUUGGGGUGGGGGCAAGAGCCACGUUCCAGACCCUAAAUUUAGCUCAGCCCCGGGCCAGGACAAACCUGCACUCCGGGAACCUGACACUGCGGCCCGGGCGCUAGGCCCUUGGCCCGGCCGUGCUAGGUCGAGCUCGGGAGUGGCGCCCAGCUGGGUGUGUGCGCCCAUCUGUCCAGGCCCGUUUCCUACGGCUGACUGGAUCAGGCUGGGGGUGGCCUAGAGAGGCUUGCGGAGGGUCUGGGCGAGGUGGGGGGUGGGCGACGGAGAGGGGACGCCAGGGGACAGAGGAGGCUACAGACUAAAGCCAGUGUUUGAGGGGCCCGAGUGGGGCGCACGGCGCCGGCCCUCACUUGGAUCCGAUCGGUAAGUGAGAUCUGGCCCGCCCACCGCGCGCUCGCGCCGGUCUCGCUUCCCGGCUGGGCAAGCUCUCAGCUCCCUUCUCCGACAGCCCGGCUCCAGCCCCGCCCUUCCUCUCCCAGUGGGUGCUCAGAGGCCGGACCUGGCCAACCCACUCGGAGCCGCGUACUGUCAGGCCCCUCGACUUCCCCAGCACCGCCCGGCUCAGGCGCGCCGAGGGAGCGCAUGGCGGCGGUGGGGCCGCGGACGGACCCCGGCGCCGGGGCCGAGGCGCUGGCACUGGCCGCGGAACUGCAGGGCGAGACCACCUGCUCCAUAUGCCUGGAGCUGUUCCGCGAGCCGGUGUCCGUCGAGUGCGGUCACAGUUUCUGCCGCUCCUGCAUCGCGCGCUGCUGGGAGCGCCCCGGCGUGGGAGCUCCCGAGGCGUCCCGCGCGCUGCCCUGCCCGCUGCCCUGCCCGCAGUGCCGAGAGCCCCUGCGUCCCGGCCAGCUGCGGCCCAACCGGCAGCUGGCCUCGGUGGCCACGCUGCUGCGGCGCUUCAGUCUUCCGGCGGCCGCGCUGGGGGAGCGCCGGCCCGCGCAGGCGGCGGCGGCCGGGUGCGUCCAGCACGGCGAACCGCUCAAGCUCUACUGCCAGGACGACGGGCGCGCCAUAUGCGUGGUGUGCGACCGCGCCCGCGAACACCGCGCGCACGCAGUGCUGCCGCUGGACGAGGCUGUGCAGGAAGCGAAGGAGCUCCUAGAGUCUAGGCUGAAGGUCUUGAAGAAGGAUCUGGAGGACUAUGAGGUGUUUCGUUCCACGGAAGAGAAGGAGAGCAAGGAGCUUCUGAAGCAGAUGGCAGCUGAGAGAGAGAAGGUGAGCGCAGAGUUCCAGGCACUGCGGGCCUUCCUGGUGGAGCAGGAGGGCAGGCUCUUGGGCCGUCUGGAGGAGCUGUCCCGGGAGGUGACACAGAAGCAGAAUGAGAACAUAGCUCAGCUUGGGGGUGAGAUCACCCAGCUCUCCAAGCUCAGCAGCCAGAUCCAGGAGACAUCUCGAAAGCCUGACCUUGACUUUCUCCAGGAAUUCCGAAACACACUAAGCAUAUGCAACAAUGUGCCUGGCCCCAAGCCAACCACAGUCUCUUCUGAGAUGAAGAAUAAAGUCUGGAAUGUUUCCCUCAAGACCUUUGUCUUAAAGGGGUUGCUCAAGAAGUUCAAAGAGGAUCUUCGGGGAGAGCUGGAGAAAGAGGAGAAAGUGGAGCUGACCCUGGACCCGGACACGGCCAACCCCCGCCUCAUCCUCUCUCUGGAUCUGAAGAGCGUGCGCCUCGGACAGCGGGCCCAGGACGUGCCCUGCCACCCACGCCGCUUUGACACCAACACGCGAGUGCUGGCAUCCUGCGGCUUCUCCUCCGGGCGGCACUACUGGGAGGUGGAAGUGGGUUCCAAAGACGGCUGGGCCUUCGGCGUGGCGCGGGAGAGCGUGCGCCGCAAGGGCCUCACGCCCUUCACCCCCGAAGAGGGCGUCUGGGCGCUGCAGCUCAACAGCGGCAAGUACUGGGCAGUGACUAGCCCCGAGCGGACGCCCCUCAGCUGUGGCCAGCUGUCCCGCGUGCGGGUGGCCCUGGAUCUGGAGGUGGGCGCUGUGUCCUUCUACGCCGCGGAGGACAUGCGACACCUGUACACGUUCCGCGUCAAUUUCCACGAGCGCGUGUUCCCCCUUUUCUCCGUCUGCUCCACCGGCACCUACCUGCGAAUCUGGCCUUGAGAGGGCUUCGUCCGCCUGCCCCAGAGGUCAGCUCUGCCUCCAGACACCUGGAUCCAGCCGGCCUGGGGUCUCUACUCAGAAAGGAGUACUGUACUACCUCCCAGCUCAGAGAACAGCCUGGGCCAGAACUGGAAGGAGAUUCUUGACCUGUACACGAGAGGAAAGCCCAGGACCUGGCUAUCUUCCAGUACCCCUCAAGCUGAUGAUACAGAAAGAGUGAUAUGUACAUUCUCAGCCACAGUGACAGCCCUGUGUUCUCACAGAUGCCUGAACCCCUUUCAGAUGCCAAGGUAUAAUCUCCCUUGAGUAAGGAGACCACAGGUUAUGGAAUUUUGAAACACAGAACAGCACUUACAAUUUUACAGACACAACUGCCAUCAGCAUAGACAUGCCUCUGACAUACCCUUUCUGGAACUAGGCAAAUGUACGCCAGCAGCAGCCUAGUGCCAAGGUCUGUUCAGCCUGUGCCCUGGUGGGGUAUUAAUCCCUUGGCUGAUUGGUCCCUAGCUUCUGUUUGGGUGGGCUUUGGGGAGGGGGUGUUGGGCUGUUCCCCACUUAAUGCUCCCCAGGGAAAAGGGAUGAGGAGAUGGAAAUACAGAUUGAGCUCGUUUCUAGGGUGGCUGAGCUCAUUCUUGACUCCCCCAGUCUGAGUGCAAGAGCACGGCAGGAGCAAAGGUUUCUGCUAGACUGGGUGAGCAGGUGUGUUUAAGUGUGUGAGGAAUGUGUGCACAUAUGUUAAUAUCUCGGAUGGAGGGGGCAGGGGUGUAUGUGUGUGGAUUACAAAGAGGGCAUUUAUCAGCAUGUGAAUAAGGUUUAGGUGUUGCAAACAGACCUAUGUCAGUUUGGUAAGACCCUAUUUUUCAUUUGUUGUUAAAUAUUAGCCACCCCAUAUUUAGGUCAGGGGCCUAGGUUUCCUCCCCCACUACCUGGUUACCUGGCUAGAUGAAAGUCAGUCUCAGGCCUAUUCUGUCCCGCACAGGUUUAGACAGGUGUGUGGGCAUGUAGGGACAGUGACAACUGGAUAUUCUGGUCUGCAAGUGUCAUGGAGUUCCUGUGCUCUGUCCCUGAGAGGUUUCAAGCACACUUUGCAUACAAUGGUCUUACAGGGCAAGCAUGAUACUGUUCUAGAGGCAGACCCAGUGGACAAAGCACCAGGUAAUCAGAAUCCAGUGACUUGUGGGCUGGGGACAGGUUCAUAUAAGAGUCCAGCCUACAGGGGUGGCUGAGUCAGUUAAGUGCCUGGCUCCUGACUUCAGCUCAGGUCAUGAUCUCCAGUGGUGAGAUCGAGCCCCUUGUGGGGCUCUGCGCUGGGCAUGGAGCCUGCUUAAGAUUACUCUCUUUCG